Homo sapiens (human) is the source of this 2796-nucleotide messenger RNA. RefSeq names its product solute carrier family 67 member 1 (gene SLC67A1). The transcript has 7 exons. The record is from RefSeq and is a predicted model, not a curated record. Gene Ontology annotation, biological process: transmembrane transport. NCBI's taxonomy places the organism in Eukaryota, Metazoa, Chordata, Mammalia, Primates, Hominidae. Gene Ontology annotation, cellular component: apical plasma membrane. The coding region runs from base 1794 to 2747 and encodes 317 amino acids. Gene Ontology annotation, molecular function: transmembrane transporter activity.
GCCCCAGGGCUGGGGCCAGCGUGCUGGAUUUCCUUCCCACUCCCGUUUCCCUCCUGGCAGUUCAUUUUUGGGGAGCAGGAGAGCUGUGACUGGGGAAGGACAGCCUGCGUCUCCCCCAGCAGCCACCCACUGCCCCUGGCACAGUGGUGGGACCUGACUCCCUACCUCCUGGGGCCCUCCAGGGUCCCCCAGCCCCAGGCUUUCCUGUUGCCCACAGCAGCACAGGCCUUUGGUUUACCCGCCACCGCUCGAGGGCCUGGCUUCCUGCCACCAUGCCUUGCUUGUCACCAGCCUCCUAAAAUAGCCAUCGAAGUGGUGCGUCUGCUCCUGUGUACUUCUGGGACAUCUGGCAAAUAAGGCAGGUUUUGCCCCUGCCCAGCCAGACCCUGAGCUGUGACACGCAGGCCUCUGAGGCCAGGGUACCAAAGAAAGGGCCCGUCUCUCUGGGGCUGGCCACAGGGGCCAGUUGUCCCUCCUGCGCCAUACAUCUGUGCCUGCUGGCUGGAGGGACAAGCUGUGGCGCCCGAGCCCAGCCGUUCCCCUUCCCUGGCAUUUUCCCAAAGGAAGGGCCCAUUCGUGCGGAACCCCAGCAGCCAGAAAACCUGAGUAGCUGACGUCCUGGGCGGUGGGUGCUGCAGGAGUCGGAGCUGCCCUGAUGGAUUGGCGGGGGCAGCAGCACAGGUGGGGUGGAUAUGCCAGCACCCCCCUAGACUGAUGUGAGCUUAGGGGUCCCACCUCAGAAAUGAGGGGUGGCCAAUGCCCAGACUCUCUGGACUCAGAGGUGGCCCCACUGACUAUCCUAGUCAGUGUGGCUCCAAGUCCCCUCCUUGCUCUGGCAAACGGAUGCAGGUAAGUGUGUGUACAAGUUUGCCCGUGUGUGUGUGUGUGUGCGCAUGUGGCUGCGGUGAAGAGGGGCGAGGAAAGUCCUUUCUUUGAACUCCUUGGUGGGGACAUGGUGGCCUGUGGCUGGCCUUGUUUUUGGGUGCAAGGGCAUCUUCCAGGACCCUGACCCCUACUGGAUGCCUGUGCCCUGAGGCCCUGGCCAGGGCAGAUUUGGAGGAUCUGUUGAGGUUGGGGCAGAACUUGUGCUGCGUGUGUGAAUGGCUCACACAUUUGUCCGAUCAUCUAAUGAUCACUGCGGUCUCCGCGCAGGGUCCAACCCUGGACCACCUGCCCUCAGGGGCCAGAUUCUAGCCAGCUGGUAAAGCAAGUCCUUCUCAGAUGGCAUGCUGUCUGGGAAGGAGGGCUGGGGCCUCACCAAGAAGGGCCCUUGCAGGCUGUAUAGGAGUUUGCUCAGCUGCUGAGAGGAAGGCCGUGGCGGUCCGGCACAGGCCUGGAGGCCUUACAGACGAGCUCAGUAGGAAGCCCCAACUUCCUCCUGUCUCUCCCCUGAGGGGAGGGGGCUGGCUGAGCCCCCAGGAGGCAAUGGUGACAGUUGGAACAGCCAGCUUCAGGUGCUUCCGUCCCCAGGAGACAAGACCUGCCGAUUCCUUCCAGGGGAAUCACAGGCCAAGUUUCCAGGUGGGGACUCAUGGCAGGGAAGCUGACGGUACAGCCAGAGUCCCAGGCCUUGGUAGUGGCCCAGGAAGGUGGGAAGGUGGCAAAGCAGCCUGAGGGGCACCUCCGGGGCUUUGCAAGGCUCUGGGAUCCCAGCCCAAAGCCCCCUCCAAGCCCAGCAUGCCCCACACUCUAGAAAGUGGGGAGGGGCCAACAGGAGGGGGGUCGGUUUCUGAGGGCCUGCUGAAUGCCAGGCCCACCCUUGCCCACGCUGGGGAGGCAGCAUUGCCAUCCCCAUGACACAGCACAGGUGCCCAGGUCUCGGAGAGCCCCUCCCAGGGACAUGCACACCAGGCUUGCCCUUUGGAGCCUCUCCUGACCUUGGCCAGCGUGGGAGCUGCUGUUCCUGGGAGGAUCCGCCACCUGCCCCAGGCGCUCACCAGCCUGGCUUCCACAGCUGCUACCCACAGGGGCUGCCGGGGCCUGCAUGGCGUGGCAAGGGUCAGGGAUGGAUUCAGUGCCCGGCCAUCCUGGCUGCCCUGGCCACCCUCCUGGGAGCUGUCCUCAGCUUCACCUGCAUCCCCGCCAGCACCAAAGGGGCCAAAACUGACGCCCAGGCUCCACUGCCAGGCGGCCCCCGGGCCAGUGUGUUCGACCUGAAGGCCAUCGCCUCCCUGCUGCGGCUGCCAGACGUCCCGAGGAUCUUCCUGGUGAAGGUGGCCUCCAACUGCCCCACAGGGCUCUUCAUGGUCAUGUUCUCCAUCAUCUCCAUGGACUUCUUCCAGCUGGAGGCCGCCCAAGCUGGCUACCUCAUGUCCUUCUUCGGGCUCCUCCAGAUGGUGACCCAGGGCCUGGUCAUCGGGCAGCUGAGCAGCCACUUCUCGGAGGAGGUGCUGCUCCGGGCCAGCGUGCUGGUCUUCAUCGUGGUGGGCCUGGCCAUGGCCUGGAUGUCCAGCGUCUUCCACUUCUGCCUCCUGGUGCCCGGCCUGGUGUUCAGCCUCUGCACCCUCAACGUGGUCACCGACAGCAUGCUGAUCAAGGCUGUCUCCACCUCGGACACAGGGACCAUGCUGGGCCUCUGCGCCUCUGUACAACCACUGCUCCGAACUCUGGGACCCACGGUCGGCGGCCUCCUGUACCGCAGCUUUGGCGUCCCCGUCUUCGGCCACGUGCAGGUUGCUAUCAAUACCCUUGUCCUCCUGGUCCUCUGGAGGAAACCUAUGCCCCAGAGGAAGGACAAAGUCCGGUGACCGCUGCCCAGACACAGACUGGCAAUAAACUCCUACUAAAUCCCUCCGA